Molecule: messenger RNA, 14831 nt
Organism: Papilio xuthus (Asian swallowtail)
Lineage: Eukaryota; Metazoa; Arthropoda; Insecta; Lepidoptera; Papilionidae
Product: hydrocephalus-inducing protein homolog
Exons: 78
Biological process (GO): cilium movement; axonemal central apparatus assembly
Cellular component (GO): axoneme
Source: RefSeq, a predicted model, not a curated record
GAUAUGGAAAUACUGCGGAAAUAUAAACAAAAUGGAUAUUUUACACCGGAAUUGUUUCAUUUACUUGAUAAGAAAAGAGUUGUGGAUGGUACAGAAGAAAUCAUACCAUCUGCGUACGAAAGAGAAAUGCGGAUGAGCACAUCUGAACGAUUGCAAACUUUAAAUAGUAUUUUGAUAGACAAUAUUAUUAUUACUGAAAACGAUACGAAAAUACGCCAACACGUUAUAUUGUCAUUCACACCAAAAAUAAUAAUAUUCCAAAAUUAUAAACCGAACGAAAAAGUAAUUGCUAAAUUCCUAGUCAAGAAUAUUAGCACUACUCCUACUUACCUGAAAAUGGUGUUUAAAGAAUCUUCUUAUUUCUCCGUAAAACUGAAUCGAGACCAGCCUGUAUCCAGAUUAGCUCCCGGCAUGAACAUUGCUUAUGUUGUCACAUUUGUACCCACACAAAUGGAGGACUACGUUCAUAGAGUUGUGUUUUACACCGAUCGGGAUCAAUAUGUUUUACCCAUAAUAGGUAUUGGUCCUAAGCCUAUACUUAAUUUACCGGACAACUUAGUGCUCCCUAAGGCUCCUUUGAAGGUGGAGAGUAGUUAUUUACUAACAAUCUGUAACAUUGGUGCGGUACCUGCCGGAUUUACGUUAGAAGCUAAAUGUCCUUUUUCUGUAGAACCGAAAUCAGCAUAUCUAAAUUGUGACGAGAAAAUUGAAAUUAAAGUUACAUUUAAAACUAUGCACUUGGGAAAAGUUGAAGGCACAUUGCGAGUUAUGUUUGAAACAGGAGAAAUUUUUAAAAUAGCAUUAUCGGGUACAGCGCACACUGUUAACGUACUAUUAGAAAAGCAAAUUGUUAGAUUUCCCGAUACAUAUAACGGUAUGGUGCGACAACAAACAUUCAAAAUUACCAACAAAUCUGACUACGUUCUUACUUACGUCUGCAUGAAGAAUGAAUCUGUCUACUAUGAUUUCAAAGACAAAAUCAAACUUGCGACUGUGUUUUACAAUAUGAAGGAGAGUGAGGCCGCUAAAUGUGCGAAGUUAGUUCGCUACGACGUCCUGAGCAGCACAGAGCAUGACAGAGUUUACACUAGAAUAUUCUAUGAUGAGAUACAAGCUCUUGUUGCGGAUGAAACUUUAUUAUUUCAGAAUACACAUUUCUCAAUGUCUCCUAUCAAAGGUCAGCUAUGGCCAAAUAAAACUACAGAAAUAGAUAUAACAUUCGCUCCCAAACAUAUAGGAGACCUAGAUGCGUUAGUAUAUCUAGAUAUAGAUGGCGUUAGUGAUCGAGUUAUGUUGAAGUUAACCGGCACGUCGCUGCCGCCCACGAUACAUCUGAAUCUCGAAACACUCGAUAUGAGUUCUGUUUAUAUUAAUAUACUGUAUAACUACGAAAUAAUUGCUAUAAAUAAAGGUCAUAUAAACGGCGUUAUUGCAUACAAAGAUGUGGUAACACUCUUCGGCAGUAAAAUAACAUGUACUCCGGAGUAUCGAUGUUUGAGACCGGGUGAAAAGGACAUUUUCGUCGUUUCAUUCUUUAAUUCUAACCCUGGACCUUUUUUUGAAGAGAUUAAUUUUGUCAUACGCGACACAGAUGUAAAGCUUAAAGUUUACCUAAAAGGCACUGUAAUCUAUCCGUCAAUAAAAUUCAGUGUACCAUCAUUGGAUUUUGGUGAUGUCAGCUUAGGUGUUCCAAAAACUCUAUCAUUGGACAUAAUAAAUGAAUCCAACGUACUUGUCUCUGGUACCGUUUCUAUACCGUCAGACGGCUUGGAAAUUAGGAGCAUUACUUUGACAGAUUACGCUGUAAAUGACAUCCCCAAACCGGAGUUGCCAACAACGCCGCAAGAAUUUAAAAUCGAACCUAGGAAAAUAAUAAUUGACCCUGAAUCUAUUUUUACAGUCAAGAUUACUUUGACAGCAAAUUUGAUAAGAAUCAAUAACACAUCAUUUGAGUUGGAGUUUGAGAAGUCAGACAAAAGACCGAUAGUGUUGCCAGUGACGUAUAAUGCUAUGGUACCACAGAUUACACCAGCGCCAGAUUUACACUUGAGAGCAUGUUUCAGGGGUUUCCCAUAUGUUAAUGAUGUAAACAUACAGUCUAACAAUUUUCUGGGCUACUUUGUUGUGGAAGAACCCGAGGAAUCAAUAUUUGACGUUAAAAUUGAUUUAAAGGAAGGUUACAUAGAACCGAUCAGCACAACAUGUUUUAAGCUUACGACAACGGCUACUGCCCUCGGAUCCCAUGAAUUUCCUCUGCGGUUACGUCUUUUCGGUGUACCAGACCCGAUUCAAAUAUGUUAUGUAUCGGGUUACGGCGUCAGUCCGAUAGUAACUUGCAGUCCGACAUUCCUUCACUGGGGCCAAGUGAAACUGCUUAAGAAAUCACAAAAAACUUUAAUUCUUUGCAACGAUUCCCCAGUUGAAGUAAAUUAUAAGACAUCUUGGUUUAAUCGCGAGUGUAAAUGGCAAAUUGAACCUGAAGAGGGUGUUGUAGAGGCGGAAUCAGAAAUAAAUCUGACAGUUAGUUUGACUCUGGUUGACGCUGAGACCUAUAACAAUAAAGUUGUUAUACAAUUGGAAGAUAUGAAAGAUAUCUUGGUUCCAGUUACAGUAACGGGAGUGGGUACGAGCAUAGUGAUAGGAGAUUUGGGAGACAGGAUUGAGCUCGGUCAUCAUUUCACACGAAUUCCGUUGAAUUGUAAAAUAAUGAUGGAAAAUCGAGGCACACGCCUACACGCGUUGGAGUGGAGCGAACAUUACAAGACGCCGAAAAACAAACAGCAGGCUGUAGCAUUUUUUAAUCUAGAACCCAGGACUUUUAAAAUGAAUGCUGGUGAACAAUUGGACUUGACUAUAACUGGUCUUUCGCACAAAGUGACCGUAGUAAAAGAGAUAUGGUAUUUAGUGGGCAGCAUCGAGGGUGUUAACAAGAAGGAACUAUUGCUUGAAUGCAAAAUUACAGCAGAGUUUGUUGAUCCCAAAAUAGAAAUAUCUACGCCUUCAAUGGAUUUUCAGUAUGAUAAUGGUCCAUAUAAUGAAUAUUAUAGAUUAACAGACAUCCUCAUAAUAAAAAAUGUAUCAACACUACCGUUGGAUUUAGAGAUUACUAUAAAACCACCCUUUGCUCUUAUACAAAAGCAGAGUUCAUAUAAAAUUAUACCAGGCGAGGAAGAUUUAUGCCAUUGUAUAACUUAUACGGAAUCCGAUUUAAAAUUAUGUAAAAUCACAGCCGACAAUAGUCGAGAAGAAACAGCUAAAUUGAUAGAUUUCUUAACACUGCAACCAGUUUAUCCAUUACGUCAGGGAAGUUUGCAGUUUUUUGAAGACAUACAUAAAAUAAAACGUAUCUUCAACUUGACUCAUAUCAUUGAGGAACAUUUGGAGGAUCAAGAAAUGAUGAAAGUACAAGCUUUAUUCGAUACAACGAAACACACGUCUUUAAAGGCUCGAAUUUAUAGUGAUGCCAUCAAAAUAAAAUUCAAGGGCCACAAAAAUAAGGACUCUGUAAAAGUUGUCGGAAAAAUAAAUUUCCCCAAUAUACUUGUUCUAACACCGAAAAUUGAUUUUCAAUGUCUACUGAAUGACUACAUUGAGGGUAAGACAAUAAAAAUACAAAACGUCACUCCACUGAUUGCUUGUUAUCAGCUCAGUUGGAAAAAGAUCUUAAUAUCACCGAUUGCAUCCACCAUGAUUCGACCAACUAAUUUACGGGAAAUUGAUGGUAUGCCAAUAAUAACUGAAUUAAGCCCUUCAUUAUCCAGUGCAUACUUACCUUAUCAAGCCGAACUACUUUCUUACGAAGUAAAUAACACCAAUAGUUCAAUUGCCACAACAAUUCAAACAGAACCAGAACCAAAACUCAAUAUGAAACUUAAAGAUAAACUUAUGAAAACAGUUUUACCAAUGUUAGACGAUCAAUUUGAACCGAAGUUUAAAUGGCUACAUAAAUUCCCUGAGACGAAUGAAGUAGAAGGUGAUCUUGUAAAUAGUCUAUUGAUUUUGAUACCACAUAGAGGUAAAUUGAAGCCGAAUGAAGUACAGUAUAUAAAUGUGAUGUUCCGACCGAGGAUCAACAUGAACGCAAGAGCUGUAAUAGAAUGCCAAGUACUAGGUGGACCAACAGAAUACAUAACAGUGACAGGACAAUCGUCUUAUUUAAUGUACACUCUGAGUACAACAAAAAUAAAUAUGAAAAUAAGAUCAUUCCAUGAAAAUGCAUUUGAAUACUUGCGUAUUAUAAAUAAAGCGCUUUUACCUUUUGAAUUUAAAACUUAUUUGAAUGAACCGAAAUUUGAAAAUGAUUUAUACGGUACGAUUUUGGACAUUGUACCCGCUGAUAAAUUAUUACAAUCGGAAGAAACGACCGAUAUAAAAGUAUUCACCAGACCUGGAGUACUGGGAUAUUUUAAGAGACAGUUUUUAUUGGAAAUCGGUCAUUUACCUGUGAUUCCAAUAAAAGUUUACGGUUGGGGGGUCAUACCGCAAGUUUAUUUGACAAUUCCGAGACCAUUCUUAAGUGAAGCCGAUAUGGAGCUAGGAUACUUCGCAGUCGCCAUGUUGACUGAUGCGUAUCUUGAAUCUCUUAAUGCAAUGUUUAAGAAGCCUACAUCUGAACAUUUAAACUCACCAUUGAUUGAAAGAUGUUUUGAAGAUCCCAUAUUUACACAAGACUGGCAUUUGUGCUCUACAUUGGACGCUUAUCCAUCUAUAAUGGAUAUAGAAAUGGCAAUAGAAAGGAUAUUAGUAAUGAAUUAUCUACGAUUGCAUCCAGAAAUACUCGUUCCGCACUCGUCUUCUAGUAAAACAAGGCCUAUCGCGGGUUUUAACACUGUUCCCUACGUAAUAGAUUACGGUGUAGUUAUUACUGGAUGUUCGGUUGAUUACACUAUUGAAGUAUUUAACUACGGACCGUUGGUCACCAAACUGCAUUUGAGCAAAAACACUGUUGUGCCAGAUUUUUUAAUUUUAAAAUUAUGCGGAAAAUUGAGUCCCGGCGAAGUCGGAUAUAUUGAUAUCACUUUUAACUCUGACAGUGAAAAUUUUCCUGAACCGGAACAGAAUGUUGAAGUUUCGAUUAACUUAGAGGUACCGUACGGUGUUACAAUUCCAGUGAAGUUCAAAGCACUAUGCGCAGUUCCUUAUUUGGUAACCAGCAUUCAAUCAAUAGAUUUUGGUUCCGUUAAAUGUGGUCAUAAAGUUAUUUAUUCAAUACCUCUGAAAAACGUAGGGAAGCCUGUAUGUAUUUGGUACGCUACAUUAAAGCUCAAAACCUCCGGCAUCAAUCCUAUAACAAUAUUAGACAGUUCGGCGAAAUACGAACCUGGAGAGAGCGGUUGGUUUAGUAUUGCUUUCAAGCCGACAGUGGAGAUGACAUUCGAAGGUUUAAUAAUAUUUAGAUUCCAUAUGAAUCCAAAACGCAUGACGAUACCAUUCAUAGGUAAUGGCGUGAUGCCGCAAGUCCAUGUUAUCGGGCCGAGUAUAAGUUUUCCACCAACGUUACCGUGGGCUGAAACUACGGAACAUUUCUUCGGACUUACAAAUCCUUGUCCGUUCCCGAUUGAACUUAUUAUAGCUCAUAGCGAUACAAAAAUUAAAAGUCCCAAAAAAACACCUCGGUCACACGAACCAUCCCCAAAACGACAAAGGACCGAAGCUGAAGUGAUGGCAGACGAGCUACGUUUAAUGAAAGAAAAUAAAAUAGAUCCAUUACAAGAGUGUUUACACGAACAAACUGCAAAGGAUACACAAAAUGAAAGACAGACUACAGGUCUAAUUGUUUUCUUCCACGGAUCUCCAGCCGAAGGUGAAUUAUUGUGAUACUGACGUCAUAGUGUAACUAAGCGACUUCUAAAGUGACCAUUAAAUGAGUCUUGAAUAUGUUAAGAUGCUAUUAUUAUAAUUUUAGAGGGACAAUGUCAAGAAAUUGCAUAUUCAGUGGGAAAACAUCUUAAAUUACCUACGAUAAGUAUUGAUAUGUGUUUUGUUGAUGCUCUUUGCAUCAGUAAUACGUCAGCCAAAGAGAUUUUGGUUAAAGUUAUUGAUGAAAUGUAUGAGAUCUCUAGAAUGGGAAUGAGGAAAGAAGAUGCAGGGGAAACAGAAGUGGACUUGGAAGAAUUUUUCGACACUGGUGAUGAAUUUGAAACGUUAUUAAAAAAGCUUGACGUUAUAACAAAUAGCAAAUCAAUAGCAACUCCAAAAUCAAAAGUCAGCGACAAAAAGAAGAAGAGAUCAGCCUCGUCUUUUGUGUCGCAAACUUUACUGGAUGCAAUGGGAUCUACAACUAUGUUUAAUUUGGAAUUAAUACAAGAUCUAAUGACUGACUACUUUAAUCAGCCUAGAUUUAAUCGAGGUUUUGUUAUUGAUUCAUUAACAAGUUUCAUAUUUAAAAGUCCUCCGGUUGUUCUAACGACCGUUCUUAAAUGCAAGUCUUCAAUAGCGGACAUACACUUGGUGCUAUGUCACUCUACCUUCACCAAAUGGACUCAGCUAUUUGAAGAGUCGCAAAAAGAAGAAGAUUUAUUAGAAGAAAAUGUACCAAAAGUAUAUACCGAAGAUGAAAUAAAAGAAAUAGUUGAAGAAUUUGAAAAUAUGAGUUAUGAAGAAUAUGAGUAUGCGAGUCCUGUAUUAAAAUCUGUUUACAUUACAUAUGGCUUAGAAGAGAGACGUAAAAAGUAUUUAUUAAGAGUAGGAACCUCUGAUGAUAAUAUAAAGAAAGAUAAAGAUGGAAAGGAUCGUAGUGCCAGAUCUCUGUUACCUACAGCAAGUGGCGACGAAUCAAAAAAGAAAGCAAAAAAGGAAGAUGUAAAAGUAAAACCAAACAGCGAAUAUAUGGCAAUGAAUGUCAAAUACAAUGAAUAUAAUAAAAAUGUCUACGAUAGUUUAUUCAAUAUUGCAAAUAACUGGAUAGUGGAUCAGUGUGACAUGGGAUAUCCACUGAUUGGUCUUAACGGACAGGUCGUGCAAUCAAGUCAAAAGAAAAUAAAAAAGAAAUCUGAAUUGUUAAUACAGACGUCAGAAGAAUCAUUCACUGGACGAGGAUUUCCAUUGACGAUUCUAAUGUGCCCAUGUUCAGAGUCUAAGUUAGCUCUGAUUAACAUGUUCCUUAAUUCCGACACAGUGAAAGAGGCUUUAAAGAAAGAGGAGAUGAUUGACACUCUUAAAUACCCAAUUAAGAAAAAGGAAUAUACAGUUUUACUACCAAAAUCUUUUCCGACAAUUCACGAUGAAGAGUCACUAGCUUGGCGCUAUUUAGAUGAAUUAGCAAUCAAAAAAUGUGAAUGUAAUCUUAUCAAUGAUCUUAGUAUAAUCGAUGAUUUAUGUCAAGAUAAUGUUUUAAACAUACUAUCAAAAUGGCACUGCACUUGUGGUAAAAAGGUGACUUCGUCUCAAACGUCUACAACUGAGAUACCGUUUACAUCGUCGACACGGAUUUCCACCGACAAAAGCGAUAUAGAUGUCUUUUAUCCUUUACCUCUGGGAAAAGUUAGAUCAACAAUUGAUCGAGACCAUCGCAUUAUAUUGCAACCAGGUGAUUUAGUAAGAUGUAAAUAUACCUUUAGCCCAAAGGUUGAAGGUAAUUUUAAUUUAAAACGAUAUGUAGAAGUCAAAGGAUGGCCGGCUUCCCAAGCUGUGAUUACUGUUAGCGGUAUUUGUGAUGUACCAAGAUUGGACAGCCGCCCGAAAAAAAUGUUCAAAGAUUUUGUCAGAAGAACAGUGGAAGAUAAGAUAUAUAAAGUAACAUAUUUAGAUGAUGCUAAAGUAUUUCAAUUUGGUCCGAUCUUCACAGGCAAUCAUCGAAUAUAUGAAGAGACGUAUUCAAUUGAUUUGAAGAAUUCUUCCUUGAUCACCGCUUAUGUUGAGGUGGAAUUUUUGGGUGAAACUGAUGUUUUCCUCUUUGACCAACGCCGUUUAACAUUAGAGCCGGAAAGUCGAGGAAAAUUAACAAUAUCAGCUGCGCCUGCGGAGGUGGGAGAACACAAGAACGUUCUCAUGUUUUGUGUCAAGAAUAAUCCGGAGAUUGUCACAGUGAACAUAGCUUGUAGCGGAGUUGUGCCGAUAGUUGAAGUAUUGCCAAGUACCAAAAUUAUUGAUUACGGUAAACAUUUACUUUACCGUCGCAAAGAUGACAGAUUUAUCGUCAAAAACGAUUCCAUUUUACCAGUAAAAUGGAAAAUAAGAAACGCUGACGAUUUCCUGGAAGAUUUUAUAAUAUCACAAACGUCUGGUAUCAUACCUAGAUAUGACAAUCAAGUAGUACCCGUAACUUACAUAGCUUGCCGAGUUGGAGUCAUAACACACAAGAUGUUGACUGUUGAUAUAUAUGACGCAGAAGGGCGAGGUGACCCAAUGAUCGUGGAUUCCUUAUAUCUUUCGGCCGAAUGCUAUGAUGUGAUGGUAGACUGCGCUUACGAAAAUGUAGCAGAAAGCUUUCUCAACUUUGGAAAUGUUAAAGUCAAUUCGACAGUUGCACGUGAAAUGUAUCUUUUCAACCGCGGGAAAUAUAAUAUUUUUUACAAGUUGAAGAAAGUAAAGAAUUUCCCAGAACCAGCUCUAUUGAAGUCUUUUGAAGUUAAUCCAGAAAGUGGAAUGUUGCCCGCUACAACGAAACUGGUUACUGUAGAAUUUGAAUGCACGCCAACCACUUCUUUAAAUUUGGUUAACGUUCCCGUCUACACUUGUACAUUGUUAGAUGGUAGCAAAACUCAAAUGAUUGUCGCUAAAUUCCCUAUCUGUGUUACAAUCGCAUCGUUUUAUAACACUUUUACCCUUUUUCCAUUGGGUGAAUUGAAUUUCCAUGUUCUGCCAGUUGGGGAAGGUGUAAAAAGAGACGUCAUUCUCAACAAUACCAGUAAAUGCCCAUUCAUUUAUGAAAUUAUUUUGCCGCCUGAAUAUCAAGUGGAUCCCGAUUCUGCAGUACAGCCAAAAUUAAAAGAUAACAAAAUAAAAAAUCCACCUCUGAGAUGCGGAAACUUUGUAAUAAUGAAUGAAGACAAUCUCCUCGCUCCUUCCACGAGUAGAGUUAUUCAAAUACAGUUUUUAGCGACAGCGCCAAAGAAAUUUGAAGAAACAAUACAUUUCGUUGUCAGCGAUACUUGCCCUGCGGAAGCUGAUGGAGUUCCGUUAAGAUUAGUUGGAACUGGAGCUCUACCUAUACUUGACUUUUGGAAUUUGGAAACUACAUUUAGAGAACAUAUGAUUGUUAAAAAUCUAUCAGAUUAUCCCGUCCCAGAGUCGUCACCACAUUGUGUUUUUGUUGAAGACAUUGUGACAUUAUAUUUCUAUGGCGUUGUCGUGAACACAAGUCACACGGGAGCGCUAGAUUUGUACAACAGUGGCUUAGUGCCUUGCGCUUUAACUAUGAAAUUACAUUAUCAAAAGAAUACCAACCAAGAAAUAUUUUACUUAGACAAAUAUGAAACUCAUAUUGAACCAUUGAUGCACAAAAAACUGAACAUUAUAUUCAAUCCGAAAGCUUUAGAGGAUUAUAGAGCAGUGUUAGAAGUAAAUUUAAAGAAGUUGGAGGGCCAAAAUCAAAGCUUUAGAAUAUGCGUAAUCGGAGAAGGUGUUAUACCAAGAAUACAACUAGUGACCCCCAAAGUAAAAAGUAAUAGAUUUACAAUGCUGCAGUUUCCAGUUACAUGCUUGGGUUCUGUCACAUGUCGGCAUGUAUCAUUCAAAAAUAUAAGUCCUGUGAAUGCCACAGUUAUUGCUGAUAUUAUAUCGUCAAUUGAUGAAGGGCGGCCAUUGUUUUGGCUUACAGCGGCGCCUGAUACACAUUUUGUAGUCCUCGAUGGAAACAAUGAUAAUGUGAAUGUCAGUUUAAAAAUAAAAAUAAAACCGAACGAAAUUGUAACACUUUACGUGCAUUUCAGUCCGUUACAAAAAGGGAGAACGCAUUGUGAUAUCGUACUUUCCGUUGUUAAUAAUCCAUUUGAAAAAUAUACGAUAUUAUGUGAAGCCGAAGCAUUCAUGGAAGACGUUAUACUAAUGGGACUCGAAAUGCUUUCGAUGGACAUCGACCUAGAGACAUAUAAAUGUUCAGAAAGAUCAACAGUAUCCACAACAGAUACGAGACGACGAAGCAAAUCUUCGUCAGACAAAAAGAAAUUGAAAUUUACCGAUUCAAAGAAAAGUAAAAAAGUUUCUCAAGCAUCCAUAAAACAUAGUGAAACUGAUUCUUUUGCUGAAACUCCCGUUCUUAAAUAUCUUUUGGACUUAGGUGGCUGUCAAUUAUGUUUUACACAAAAGAGGUCAAUAAUAAUGGCGAACAAUUCCGAAAAGGUGUAUAAAUUUAUUUGGGUCGAUUGCGACUAUGUUAUUGUAAGGCCGUCUACGGGAUAUAUUUCUCCAGGUGAAGAGAAAGACUUGGAAGUUAUUUUCUAUUCCUCUCAACCGAUUGAUCUUGAAAAGGAGAUUGUGACUUGUUCGUUAUCCGUAGUUAGUGAUGAUUCUCUGACGGCUGAUUUGAGAGAAAUAACAUGGGAUAAUAGACAAACUAUGACGUUAUUUAAUCGUAACAGAGAUGCGCAAAUAAAUGAACGAUGUGAUACAAUAAUAGAAGACCAAACGUCUUCAAUAGCAAAUGAAUUAAGCGGAAACAUAACAAUAGUUAUUAUUUAUUCAGUCAAAACUGAAUACACAAAAUAUAAAUGUGAUUUAGAAGAAGAAAAAACUUUACAAGACACUUUUAUUUAUCAGAAAAGAGGUUUUGAUUUCAUUGUGAAAAAUAUAGGAAGAGUGGCUAUGAAAAUUUUAUGGAAUUUCAUUGUUGACGAUGAAUUUCCUGUUAGAAUUAAAAAGUCAGCCUUGAGGGAUGCUCCGACAGGAUCUUCUGAAAGUUUACACAGAACCAAUGAUACAGACACAGGUGUUGUAGAAAGAGUUAUCGAACAUAUUAAUAAUGAUCCUAGCAAGAUGACAUUAUUUAGCGGCAGUUUAAGCAGGGACAGUGUGGAUACUUGGUUCGAAGUUGAUUUACCGUUCCACAUAGAACCUGAGAAAGCGUGUUUGAAUCCUAACGAAAGUCAAAUCUUUAAAGUAACUUUUUCACCGCAAGAUGCUUUCUUGUUUAAAGUUAGAUUACAAAGCACUAUAGAUAAUUUAGAUCCAUACGAUCAAAACAUAACCUGCAAAAUGACAGCUAGAUCUUUUAUCCCUUACGUACAUCUGGAUAUUGAAGAAAGUGAUUAUUUAACAUCGGGAAAAAGAAAGGCGACAGGAGCGUUACCCCCGAAUACAAUGGUGUUAGAAUUUAAAGUCCUUGGACCUGGAUGCUAUAAAAAAUCGUUUAGUGUAAUUAAUCCUACAAGUCAAUCUUAUGAAUUCAUAUUCGAAGUGGUGAUGUCGGAGGCGCAAGAGUUUGUUCCUGUCCAUUGCAAUAAAUUAAAAGGUUAUGUGGAAGGCGGUACAUCUACUGACGUUGUAUUUUCAUUUUCACCGCCAGCACCCGGGAUUUACGAAUCUCAAUGGAAAUUUUUAAUUCCUAUGCAUUCGCUUGUUAUAAAUUUACUAGUUGUAGGUUUUGUAAGGGAAUCGAACGUGGUCUUUGUACCGACGAUUUUAUUAAUAAGAAAUUCUCUGGUUGGAUUUACAAGUGAGAAUGUGGUGAAAUUGAAGAAUAACGAGGACGAAUGUUUAACAUUCGAAUUUAAAGGGAAUUCGCUAUGUGAUGAGUCAGGAGAAACUCCUGUGGUGAUAAUGCCUGAACGUGGAAUAUUAAAACCACACUCCGAAACCCCAAUCAAUAUAAUUUAUACUCCAAUAUACGAUGGUCCGUUAUCCUUCAAGAUUUUCUGCAGCGUUAAACAUCUGACAAAAGUGUUAACGUUGUGUGUCAAUGCUCUAAGCUAUUCUAUAAAGCCUAUAGUUACUUAUUAUCUUAUUGGUAAUGAACACACACUUAAAAGUGAAGCUGUUACGAAUAUUCAUUUGGAUAAGACUGCAUCAACCUAUGAAAGAACAGUUCCGUUUAUAAUAAAGAACGAUGGUUCUGCAACGUUUUUCUUCGAGUGGCAUUACUCUAGUACACCCGUUAAGAAGUAUUUAAAAGUGGACAUAGAACCGAACAUCGGUCACGUCGCGCCAGGAAACCAAAUUGAGUGCAUUCUGCAUUUUAAUCUUAAACAAGUGCCUGUGCAUGCUUUCCCUGUUACAUUGUCUAUAGUAGACGGUCCUGAAUACGAAAUUUAUCUUCAUGCGGAAAUUGAAAAGCCUAAAUAUAAUUUCUCGUGUAUGGAAUUUGACUUUGGAAAAUGUAUUGUAAAUGCCCCGGAGACUACGUAUAGAAAAAAUAUUGCUUUUGAAAAUUCUGAUGAAGUACCUUUAAUUGUUGACCUAAACUUUUCCAACUUACCGGAGCUGUAUGUGCAGUACAACAAAGAGUAUGCAGUAGAGCCGAAAGAACGUAUGAAAAUAUCAAUUUACUUCCGCCCUAGAGAAGUGAAAAUGUAUGAAUUCAAGUUACAAUUCUGGGUGAAUACGUUAUGUGAAGAAAUUGUUACUGUUAGAGGAGAAGGCGUACCACUGUUGUUUGAUUUAUACGAUGGCUGCCAGAAAAGCUUUGAUUUGGGUCCUGUUAAAGUUGGUGAUAAAAUAGUGCGUCAAAUAGAAGUAAUGAAUCAUAGCAAAGUGCCGAUAGAUGCGAGCUUCUCUUUCAAAGACACGUACGCUUUAGUCGACGAUACAAAUAAGUCUGAAGCAACAAGCAUUUGUUUAGGAUUCAGAGCCAGUGUUCAAGGAAGUGAUCCUGGACAUGACAGGGAUGAAAUGCUAAAAGCCUAUAAGGAGGAUAAAAUUCAAGAGCAAAUAGCUUUAGAUGUACAGAACGCACUUUCAUCAUUGAAAGUUAUACCAAAUAAGUGCACCAUACAACCUUACCACAAGGUUCCUUUGAAGAUACAAUUCAAGCCUGUUGGCAUUAUGACUAAAUUAAACGUUCAGUUAAUGAUGAAAGUGUUUCAUUUCGAACGUCCUUUGGUACAACUGAGCGGUAGUGCGACAGGCAUGAGUCUUUGCCUCAGUCAGAACUCAUUACAAUUCGGCCGCGUUCGCAAACGAGGCUGCAAGAUAUUAAAAGUCAUGUUACAGAAUAAAGGAGAUUUUAGCGCUCGGUUCUGGUGGCAGCCACUGAAAACAGCCGAAUUCACGAUAUCUCCCAUCGAAGGUAACAUUGCCGCGCGGACUGAUGUUACCUUUACCGUUACCUUCAGGCCGGCAAACAAUAAUCCCUUUAUUAAAGUUUGGGCCAGUUGUAAUAUUGAAAAUUAUAAGCCUUUAGAACUGGCUCUGUACGCGACGUGUAUUGACGCUGGCGCCGUGCAGAAUAAAACUAUCAUUAUGGAAUGUCCCGUUCGAGAAAUACAGACCGAACAUCUUGUGGUCACUAACCCAACGGAUGAAAUGUGGCUGGUAUUGUCGGAGGUGACGGGGGAUGCAUUUACCACCCUCAAAGAGUUUAAUAUUGAAGCUAACACGACAUUCGAUAUACCAAUUUACUUCAAGCCCAAAUAUUUCGGUAAACAUGAGGGUCAAGUGUUGUACUCACCUCUUGGAGAGAGCGCUCUCUUUAUCAAUCUUAUCGGUAUCGCCACACACCCGAACUCCAACGGGAAUCUAUCCCUUAUUGUCAAAGAAAAGGACGUGCAUACUGAAGAAUUGUUAGUUUAUAAUAUAACAGAGUUUCCCGAAUCGUACAUUGUUACGUCGGAAAUUGUAAAGAUCUUUCCGGACAAGUACGAGGGUUACUAUGAGAUAAAACAUCCGGACACAAUCAAGGUGUGGGGCGAGGCGACAGCGACCUGCCGCUGGUCCUUUGUUUGUUAUGAACAAUGCGAAAUGGAGGCAAAGGUUACAUUUACAAAUGAAGAAACACGCGAAUAUCAAUUCUAUAACAUUACAAUAACAGUGAUACCUAGCGGAAUCAAGGGGACCAUGAUAUUUGAGUCCCGCGCGCGCGAGUCCGUGCAGAAAGAGCUGUCGAUCUUCAAUCCUCUCAGCACAGAGGCUGAGUUCAACAUACAUUGCGAGAACUUAGACAGCUCUGAAGUGAUUAAGAUUAAUAGGAAUUCUAAAGCGCCUAUAACUCUGACGUAUGCUCCACUUGUGGUUGGUGAAACGGAAGAAUAUUUGCAAGUUUUUAACCCCCUAGUCGGUGUUUACAUGUACAAAGUGACGCUUAUAUGUUUGCCGGCUAAGGAAAAGAAUUUAGAAUUUACAACGUCAAUUGGAUCCUCAGUCCCUCUUAGGUUAAGGGUGCAGAAUAAGACAGAUCUGAAAGCGGAGUUUUAUAUUACGGUUUCCCAUCCUUCGAUUAUGAUUGAUGAAAAAUACGCACUUGGUCCCUUGGAGAAAGGUAAAGUUCAGGCUUGGUUUGAGCCAACUGAUGUUGGCUGCCAAGAUUGCAGGGUUUCUUUGAACUCACCCACUGCUGGGGAAUUUGUGUACAACAUAAAAGGUAUAGGCACGAAACCAAAACCUCAGGGACCGUACUUGGUGAAAAGAGGCGAUUUCACGACAAUUACGUUCAAAAACGUGUUUAUGGACACGAGAACUUUUAAAUUCAGCGUCGAUCAAGAAGAAUUUUAUUUGAAAUCAGUAUACGAAACAGUGAAACCAAAAAAGGAGUUUUAUUUGCCAGUUUACCUUAUUCAAACACCAGAUGACGAAGUUCCUACCGGAUGUCUCACUAUAGAGACCCACGAGCCGAGUGAACCAAAAGUUCACUGGACUUUCUUUCUACAAGGCGUACCUUAAAUGUUUUCUUAAGGUUAUGAUUUUUUAAUUUAUUGAAAUAAAAACCAAUAAAUCAUGUCAAGAAUGUGUUUUAUUACCAA